AUGGGGAGUGAGGAGCUGGCUGUGGUGGGCUCACCCUUCUGGAUGGCACCUGAGGUUCUUCGAGAUAAGCCCUAUAAUGAGAAGAAUUUUGGACUGGACUACAAUGCUUUCCAGCACAGGGUGGGAGACUGCCCCCCAGACUUCCUGCAGCUCACCUUCAACUGCUGUUAUGACCGUGGGACAAAGUGCCUGAGCUCACUGGAUGACAAGAUUCCCUAUAAGGCUCUAUAUCCAAGCUUAUUAUCUCAAAGCAGGUCAGACAUUUUCUCUCGCAAGCCCCCACAUACAGUGCACUCACUUGAUCCCUACUACCGGCCACGAGAUGGUGCUACUCGCACCCCAAAAGCCAACUCUUUCAGUGCUCGUCAGGAUCUCAAAGGUGGCAAGAUCAAGUUCUUUGACUUACCCAGCAAAUCUGUCAUCUCCCUGGUAUGUGACCUGGAUAUACCAGGACCUGGAACUUUGCCCCUGGCUGAUUGGCAGAAGCCUCUGGCCAUGUCUGCCCAUCGGUGGCUUGGUUCACCUGAGUUCUUGAGUCAGGAGGCCUGUCCAUUCGUGGGCUGUGAAGAAUCACUAUCCGACAGGCCCCCACGACGACUCAGUAGUCUCAAGUACAGAGUAAGCGAGAUCCCACCAUUCAGGGCAUCUGCCCUUCCAGCUGCUCCAGUCCAUGAGGCCAUGGACUGCUCCAACUCCCAGGAAGAAAACAGUUUUGGACCCAGGCCCAAGGGGACCAGUCCAUGCCUUGGAGGUGCCUCUGAGGAGAUGGAGCUGGAAGAAAGGCCAAGAGGCAUGACUCCGGUCAUCUUUGUCUCAGACACAGGCCUACAAACCCAAGGAGAGCAGGAUGGGUAAG
Messenger RNA from Jaculus jaculus (lesser Egyptian jerboa), 856 nucleotides. RefSeq names its product testis associated actin remodelling kinase 2. NCBI's taxonomy places the organism in Eukaryota, Metazoa, Chordata, Mammalia, Rodentia, Dipodidae. Gene Ontology annotation, biological process: actin cytoskeleton organization. Gene Ontology annotation, cellular component: nucleus; cytoplasm. Gene Ontology annotation, molecular function: protein serine/threonine kinase activity. The record is from RefSeq and is a predicted model, not a curated record.